AUGAUUCGCCUUGGUGUCUCACAAACACCAAUCAGACGUACUCCUGGUUUCUUGUCAACUGGUCCUUCUGGCCUUGACUCGACUCAAUGGAAACGCCUGUGUACGGGAUUUCACACUUCCUCCAAAGAUCUCUGUAAUGCUCUAGCUGCUGUUGCUCGUCGAAUUUCAACAGAGAUAGUAGAUCCUGACGGUAUCUCAGCUCUAGUGGCUUGUCGUCUUGUACCUCUGAACAAAAAUCCUGGGGUGAGACCAAUUGGUGUGUGUGAGACAGUUAGAAGAAUUAUUGGAAAGGCGGUUCUUUCUGUGGUCAAGUCUGACGUGCUCUCGGCAACCGGAACCUUGCAGCUUUGUGCAGGACAGAUUGCUGGGUGUGAGGCUGCAAUACAUGCCAUGCAGUCAUUGUUUGAAGAUGACAAUACGGAAGCCAUACUACUUGUAGAUGCAACAAAUGCCUUUAAUAGCUUGAACCGUCAAUUGGCUCUAAAGAACAUCUCAAGCACUUGUCCAGCAAUUCAUACCGUAUUGCUCAACACAUAUCAACAGCCUUCACCCCUAUUCGUUGGUGGGGAAGUCUUGUUGUCGCGUGAGGGAACCACACAGGGAGAUCCUCUCGCGAUGGCAAUGUACGCCUUGGCCACAGUACCUCUGCUGAAAAAAGUACAAACAGAAGGCAGCACCCAAGUCUGGUAUGCCGAUGAUGCUGCAGCCGGAGGAAAGAUACAAGCAGUCAAACAAUGGUGGGAGAAACUCUCCAUACAUGGAGAAAAAUUUGGAUACUUUCCAAAUGCCAAGAAAUCCUGGUUGAUCGUCAAACCGAAUUGCCUUGAAGAAGCCAAACGUGUGUUCUCAAAAACGGCUGUGAACAUCACCUCUGAAGGUCGAAAGUAUUUAGGAGCUGCACUGGGAACUGAAAACUUCUGUAACGGCUAUCUCAGUGAUGCAAUCUUAGACUGGACACGUCAGAUUGACAAAUUGGCUUCCAUUGCCCAAAGUCAGCCACAAGCAGCUCAUUCCGCAUUAAGUCACGGUCUUCUGGGCAGGUGGAUUUUUACUGCGAGAACAAAUCAGAAUUUCAAAACUUUUGCUGGGCUUUUAGAAUCAUCAAUACAAUCUCAACUGAUUCCUGCUAUAACUGGUCGUUCGGCCCCUGGAGAACUGGAAAGAAAACUCUUCUCCUUACCAGCCAGACUUGGUGGUCUGGGAAUCACAGAUCCAACUUCAUUGUCUUCUGAAUACUUAAACUCUCGAAAGAUGACUGCACCGCUUGUUGACUUCAUUUUGAAUCAGGAGAUCACUCUAGGAGAUGCCCCAGAUCAACAGGAUUCUCUCAAAAAGCAAAUUCGCAAGCACAAAGGGCUAGAAAUCAAAACUCUUGCUGAUAAUGUUCGAGAUAACCUCUCACACCAACAUAAAAGAAUGUUCGAGUUAGCAAAUGAAAAGGGGGCAUCAAACUGGCUCACAGUGCUGCCAUUGGAGGAUCACGGCUUCUCAUUACAUAAGUCUGCAUUCAGAGAUGCUCUAUGCCUCAGAUAUGGAUGGGUCCCCCCUCAUAUGAGUGAAUCUUGCCCUUGCGGUGGAAAAAUGUCAGUGGAGCAUGCUAUGUCCUGCCCCACGGGAGGCUUUCCAACUAUACGCCAUAAUGAAAUCCGAGAUAUGUUUUCUCAUCUGUUGUCUGAUGUCUGUCAUGAUGUGGAAACGGAGCCCACGUUGCAAUCACUAAGUGGAGAGACGUUCUCUUUACGUUCAAGCAGUCGAGAUGAUGAUGCAAGAUUAGACAUUUCGGCAAGAGGUUUUUGGGGAGGAAGAUUUGAGAAGACAUAUUUUGAUGUCCGGGUGUUUAACCCCAAUGCCACCUCGUACACAUGUUUUGAAGUUGCAUCAUGCUAUAGAAGACAGGAACAAGAGAAGAAAAGGAAAUAUGAAGAAAGACUGAGAAAAGUAGAAAAUGCUUCCUUUACACCUAUUAUCCUUUCUUGCACUGGUGGCAUGAGCAAGCUUACAACGUCAUUUACCAAAAAGCUGGCCUCAAUGAUAUCUGAGAAAAAGGACACUCCAUACGGUAGCGUGAUCAACUGGCUAAGAUUGUUGGAAAGCCACCAGCAGGACAUGAGAGUGAGUGAUCAACUGAGAAAUGAUCUCCACAAGGGCAGAAAUCAGGUAGAAAUGCUGGUCACCAGCCAUAGCGUAGACAUAGUGCGUCGUAAAACUCAGAUUUUGUCAGAAGAAAACUAUGUUCUUCUAUAG
Corticium candelabrum is the source of this 2244-nucleotide messenger RNA. RefSeq lists its product as uncharacterized. The coding region runs from base 1 to 2244 and encodes 747 amino acids. NCBI's taxonomy places the organism in Eukaryota, Metazoa, Porifera, Homoscleromorpha, Homosclerophorida, Plakinidae. The transcript is spliced from 3 exons. The record is from RefSeq and is a predicted model, not a curated record.